Molecule: messenger RNA, 1138 nt
Organism: Carassius carassius (crucian carp)
Lineage: Eukaryota; Metazoa; Chordata; Actinopteri; Cypriniformes; Cyprinidae
Exons: 1
Coding region: 42-656 (204 amino acids)
Biological process (GO): negative regulation of apoptotic process
Source: RefSeq, a predicted model, not a curated record
AGAGCAACUAUUACGCAUUCUGAAACCGACCGGAACUAGCAAUGUACUCCAGAACAGAGAGCCUGGUCUUCUCACUGCCAGCGAACACUUUCUUCCAGCAGCAGUUUGAAUUCAGACCGAUGAUGCCGCCGCGCAACACCGAGCCGGAGAUCUUCACUUUCGAGCGGAUCCCGGAGCCGCAGCAGCCGGCGUUCCCUCACCGCGGAGCCCCGGUGCGCCCGCGCAAGAGGAACACGCGCGUCAUGUACCCCUCCAAAGUGCGCAAAUAUCUGCCACCGGCCGAGAAAAGCCCCGCCAAACGCUGGCUGAUCAUCCUGUGCCUGGUGGUCUUCAUGCAGAUCUACACUGAGGAGGGAUCCGUUGAGACCACGCAGAGUGAAGAACCAACUUCAUACAAUGUUCUCUCCUUCCAGUCUUCUGACGAGCAAACCAGACAAAUGAUGGGCAGCUGUCCCGAGGACUUGAGCCUGGUGUCUCAUCAGCAGCUCAAGUCUAGCAGCGAGGAGCAGAAGGAGAUCUCUUGGCUUCUGAACACUACAUGCCCGAGCUCAAGCUGGGACGAGGACAUCAACACUCUCUACCAGCAGAGCAGGAGGAAUGGAUACGUGGUGGCCCUUCUCUACCCAGUGUACCAUAGACUUGGCACAGAAAACUGAAUGAACUCAGAAUCAAGUCUGUGGACUAAUCAAGUUCACUGAACCUUCUUGAAAAAGAAAAAAAACGGCCUCCUGUGGCACCCAAGUCAUGCCUGAAGAACCGGCUAGACUCCACAGAGCGGGACGAAGUGAUGAAAAACACAAGCUGAGGAGACACCUGAUGGACUUGAAUGACGAAGAAACUUUAUAAUGGAAUGAAACUUGAACGGCUCUUUUAGAUGUUUCACUUGAAGUGUACAGAUUUACCAUGUAGCCUCACAAGUAGACCUGUUUGUUGUAUGUCUAAACUCAUGAGGGUGUCGCAGUGACCAUUUGUGUUGCUGAACGCUGCCGCUCGCACAAAUACUUGAAUCUCAUAUUGAAGAUUUUGAUGAAGAAAUAUUUGUUGUAGCUAUUUAUUUAAUGUUAUUUAUUUAUUGUUAUUUGCUUAUUUAUGUCCUACUGUCUUGUGAAAUUAAACUGACAUUUGCAUCUUCAAUUCU